AUGUGGGCCCAUCUCAAUCAAAAUCUCUUCUUUCUCAAGUCUCUUUCUCAUAAAUUCUCCACAGUUCUCACCCAACCGUCUCCCAAGCUCCUUCCUUUUCCUUCGCUUCUCUUCAUUUCUUCUUCCAUGUAAAUAUAUCUCUCACUCUCUUCGUCUUUCUUCUGCUCUAACUUAGUAUUCAGAACCCAUUAAGAAACAGGCACUAUGAAUAUGGGAAACGGCCUUUCUUUAUCGCUGUUCUGUUUCUUUCUCUUCUUCUUAAACACCAAGGUGGUUGUUUCUCUUUCUCCUGAUGGUCUCUCUCUUCUUUCUUUAAAGUCUGCCGUCGAUCAGCCAUCUGGGGAUUCCCCUUUUGCUGAUUGGAAUGACGAUGAUCCCACCCCUUGCCGCUGGACUGGCAUUUCCUGUAUGAACAUUUCCGGAUUCCCUGACCCACGUGUCGUAGGAAUCGCUAUCUCCGGCAAGAAUCUACGUGGGUAUAUACCGUCUGAGUUGGGAAGUUUAGUUUAUCUUCGGAGACUCAAUCUUCAUAGCAAUAACUUUUAUGGGUCGAUCCCUGUUGAGCUCUUUAACGCCACUUCACUUCAUAGCCUCUUUCUUUACGGUAACAAUCUCUCAGGUCCUCUUCCUCCGUCUAUCUGUAAGCUCCCGAGGCUCCAGAACCUCGAUCUUUCAAACAAUUCUCUGUCGGGUCCUUUACCGGAGAACUUAAACAAUUGCAAGCAGUUGCAGAGGCUUAUUUUAGCGCGAAAUAAAUUCUCUGGUGAAAUUCCAGCUGGUAUUUGGCCGGAAUUGGACAAUUUAGUUCAGCUCGAUCUUUCAUCAAACGAGUUCAAUGGAUCAAUACCCAAUGAUCUCGGUGAACUUAAGUCUCUUUCUAACCCAUUAAAUCUCUCUUUCAAUCAUUUAUCUGGUAGGAUCCCAAAAUCUCUAGGAAACUUACCGGUCACCGUGAGUUUUGAUCUGCGACACAAUAAUUUAACCGGCGAAAUACCUCAAACGGGGUCAUUUGUUAACCAAGGACCAACUGCUUUUCUGAACAAUCCUCUGUUAUGUGGGUUUCCUCUCCAGAAACCAUGUAAAGACUCUACAGCGAGCUCACCGGCGAGCCAGAAUUCCACGCCAGAAUCCGAUAAUAAUCCCAGUAAAGGCUUAAGUUCUGGGCUCAUUAUACUCAUAUCAUUAGCUGAUGCAGCUGGUGUAGCGUUAAUUGGUCUGGUAAUAAUCUACGUCUACUGGAAAAAGAAAGAUGAUUCUAAAGGCUGUAGCUGCACAGGAAAGACCAAAUUUGGCGAGAACGAGAAGUCGCAAGCCUGCGGGCUCUGUUCCUGCGCCAAUGGCUUCGCAAACGAGGAUUCUGAAAUAGAAGAUGUCGAGAAAGCAGAGAGAGGGAAAGGGGAAGGUGAGCUGGUGGCAAUUGACAAAGGCUUCAGCUUCGAACUGGACGAGCUGCUUAGAGCUUCAGCUUAUGUGUUGGGGAAAAGUGGGUUGGGAAUAGUAUAUAAGGUGGUGCUCGGAAAUGGGAUUCCGGUGGCGGUGAGGAGGCUCGGCGAGGGAGGAGAACAAAGGUAUAGAGAGUUUGUUGCUGAAGUGCAGGCCAUUGGGAAGGUUAAGCAUCCAAAUAUAGUGAAAUUAAGAGCUUAUUACUGGGCUCCUGAUGAGAAGCUUCUGAUCAGUGAUUUCAUCUCCAAUGGCAACUUGGCUAAUGCUCUUCGAGGGAGAAGUGGUCAAGCAUCGUCAGGUCUGUCAUGGGCAACCCGGCUGAGAAUUGCAAAGGGAACAGCCAGGGGCUUAGCCUACCUCCAUGAAUGCAGUCCAAGAAAAUUCGUCCACGCAAACAUCAAACCAUCCAACAUACUCCUUGACAAUGAAUUCCAGGCUUAUAUUUCUGAUUUUGGCCUAAGCAGACUGAUCAAUAUCACUGGCAACAAUCCUUCUUCCUCGGGUGGAUUCAUUGGUGGAGCUCUACCUUACUUAAAAUCUGUCCAAACUGAGCGAUCUAACAGCUACUAUGCCCCAGAAGCUCGCGUGCCUGGCAACAGACCAACUCAGAAAUGGGAUGUGUAUUCAUUUGGAGUUGUCUUGCUGGAAUUGCUGACAGGAAAAUCUCCUGAAUUUUCACCAACCACAUCAACUUCUAUAGAAAUUCCAGACCUGGUGAGGUGGGUGAGGAAAGGGUUUGAAGAAGAGAAUCCAUUAUCAGAAAUGGUCGAUCCAUUGUUGCUCCAAGAAGUGCAUGCCAAGAAGGAGGUACUAGCAGUUUUCCAUGUUGCUCUGGCCUGCACUGAAUCAGACCCCGAGGUUCGACCCAGGAUGAAAACUGUGUCUGAAAAUCUUGAGAGGAUUGGAACAUAGAAAAAGACUGAAAGAAGGCUUGAAAGUUCCUUGAUUUUUGCAAAUUGGAAUUCUGCCAUAGUGAACUUUUGAGAGGUUGAGGUAGCUUAAAGAUAGCUUCAGCCAGCCAAUUAACUUCGAUCUCCAAUGACUAAAGAAUCAGAUUCAAAAAAUUUUGGUAGCAUAAGUGGGUUAUACAUUGUUUUUCUUUUGUGGGUAACUUGUAUUUGUAAUUUAAAUUUCCAUCCCACUUCCAUGAGAGUGGGAUGUGUGGUAAUAAGAAUGUCAUUCAAGUUCUCUUCUUUA
This is a messenger RNA of Manihot esculenta (cassava), 2640 nucleotides long. RefSeq names its product receptor protein kinase-like protein ZAR1. The record is from RefSeq and is a predicted model, not a curated record. Gene Ontology annotation, molecular function: ATP binding; receptor serine/threonine kinase binding; protein kinase activity. Gene Ontology annotation, biological process: protein phosphorylation. Lineage: Eukaryota; Viridiplantae; Streptophyta; Magnoliopsida; Malpighiales; Euphorbiaceae. The transcript has 2 exons. Bases 205 to 2355 code for a protein of 716 amino acids.